AUGGAUUCAAUAGCUAAAAUAAAUAACUAUCUUCAAGAAUUCAGUAGAGUAUCUGGGAUAGAGGCUAACUCUUGCAAGAGCUCUGUUCUCAUGAGUGGGAUUGAAGACAAUUCACAGGCACAAAUAUGUACAUACUUAAACUUCCCAGAGGGUUCUUUGCCUAUGAGAUAUUUAGGAAUGCAUUUGGUUUCAAAAAGACUUUCUUUCCUGGACUACUCAUCUUUGAUCUCAAAAAUAUCAGAUCAACUUCAAAACUGGCAAUGCAGGAAGAACUUGUCAUAUGCUGGGAGAAUUCAACUAACCAAGACUGUUACCUUGGGGAUUCAAAUAUACUGGACAAGUAAUUAUAUUCUGUCGAUUAAGGUGCUAGAAAAGAUUGAUAUGUUAUGCUCUGCUUUCUUGUGGGGAAGCAAAAUCCACCUUGUCUCCUGGAUAGAGAUUUACAAGGAUAAAAAGUUAGGAGUAUUGGGUCUAUUGUCUGCCAAAAUAUGGAAUUAUGCUGUAGCUAUCAAGAUGUUAUGGAUGAUACACUCUAAAAAGGACCUCUUGUGGAUAAAAUGGGAUAUCAAUCAGUGUGUCCUAUGUGAUAAUUCUGUUAUGGAGUCCAGAAAUCACUUGUUCUUUGAGUGCCGAUACUCUUCUUAUGUAUGGAACAAUCUGAUGGCGUGGCUAGAGUAUUCAUGGAGAUCUUGUAGCUGGGAUCAUGUAAUGGGAUGGUACACCAACAACUUGAGGGGUUUUGGAUUCAUGAAGAAGUUAAAAAGAAUGACAUUAUCAGGGGCUGUCUACUGGAUAUGGAAGGAGAGAAAUAUGAGGAUUUUUCAGCAAAAAACCAGCAGUCCUGAUCAACUUAUUAAAGAAGUGAAGAUUUUAGUACUCUUAAAAGUUCUAAAUGUAGAUAUUCCUGAGCACUUGAGCGAAAAAAUAGGAAAAUUGUAA
Asparagus officinalis (garden asparagus) is the source of this 939-nucleotide messenger RNA. RefSeq lists its product as uncharacterized. Lineage: Eukaryota; Viridiplantae; Streptophyta; Magnoliopsida; Asparagales; Asparagaceae. The coding region runs from base 1 to 939 and encodes 312 amino acids. The transcript has 2 exons. The record is from RefSeq and is a predicted model, not a curated record.